Molecule: messenger RNA, 1308 nt
Organism: Prunus persica (peach)
Lineage: Eukaryota; Viridiplantae; Streptophyta; Magnoliopsida; Rosales; Rosaceae
Product: bidirectional sugar transporter SWEET10
Exons: 6
Coding region: 132-1013 (293 amino acids)
Biological process (GO): carbohydrate transport
Cellular component (GO): membrane
Molecular function (GO): sugar transmembrane transporter activity
Source: RefSeq, a predicted model, not a curated record
UUGAGAAAGAAUAUAUGAGAUAGUAGUUUGUGUAGUUAAUUCUCUUGUCUGUUUGAGCAAGAGAAAUCAGAGUGAGUGAAAUUAAGAGAGCUUGAGAGAGAGAGAGAGAGCGCCUUCAAUCUCUUGAAAGAAUGGCCAUUCAACAUCCUUUGACUUUGUCCUUUGGCCUCUUAGGCAACAUCAUCUCCUUCUUGGUCUUCCUUGCUCCAGUGCCAACAUUUUAUACAAUAUACAAGAGAAAAACUGCUGAAGGGUUUCAAGCACUUCCAUAUGUAAUAGCCCUCUUGAGUUCAAUGCUGUACAUAUACUAUGCUCUCCUCAAAGAAGAGUUCAAAGAAGAUGCCACUUUUCUCAUCACAAUCAACUCAUUUGGCUGCGUCGUAGAGACUCUUUACAUUUCCCUAUUUCUUUUCUAUGCCCCUAAGAAAGCCAGGAUCUCAACCCUGACGCUUGUGUUCUUGCUGAACCUUUUCGGUUUCGGCUUGAUGAUGCUAUUGACUCACUUUCUAGCCACAGGUGAAAUGCGGCUUAAGAUUGUGGGAUGGAUUUGUCUUGUCUUCAGUCUAAGCGUAUUCGUUGCACCUCUUGGCGUCCUGAGACGAGUAAUACGGACCAAGAGUGUUGAGUUCAUGCCAUUUCCAUUAUCAUUUUUCCUAACAUUAGGUGCUGUCACGUGGUUCUUCUAUGGUCUUCUGAUCAAGGACUACAACAUAGCUUUUCCAAACAUACUGGGCUUCCUCUUUGGGAUUGCUCAAAUGGUGCUUUACAUAGUCUACAAGAACACCAAGAAAGUUCUGGAGGAGCAGCCGAAAGUGCAAGAAUUAUCGGAACAUAUUAUUGAUGUGGUGAAGAUCAGUUCCCUGGUGUGCCCAGAACUAAACCCAGUGGUUCUGCAGCCAACUCUGGAUAUUACAAAUGACAUGAUCGAAGCGGUUCAGAAUAUAAUCGUGAUGGCUGAAAAGACUGAAGAAGCCAAGGAAGCCAUGGAUAUUGAUGCCUCCACCAAAGUUUAACUCAAAUUGAAGGAAAGGAACUUUGCAUGCUUUCAAGUCUUCAAACAAAAUGCAGAGUUCCUCUAUCUGUAUUAUGUCUGCCUAAUUAAAGUUUAAUUUGUGUGUUGAAUUAAUUAAUAUCUACUUAAUUAAUUAGGGGUUGUGCCGAGGGUGUGUCUCUGUAUUAUAUAUAUGUGCCCCUUCAAAUUAAGGGUAUCUGUCUUACUAUCUCUCUCUAGCUAUCUGAUCUAGUUAGCUCUUGUGAGCUUUAAAUUAAUUUAUCUGAGGGUACCCAAAAAUUGUUAUUAGUAGUUAA